Frieseomelitta varia is the source of this 8960-nucleotide messenger RNA. RefSeq lists its product as uncharacterized. Gene Ontology annotation, molecular function: ATP binding; protein binding; cytoskeletal motor activity. The record is from RefSeq and is a predicted model, not a curated record. The transcript has 23 exons. NCBI's taxonomy places the organism in Eukaryota, Metazoa, Arthropoda, Insecta, Hymenoptera, Apidae. The coding region runs from base 1 to 7740 and encodes 2579 amino acids. Gene Ontology annotation, cellular component: cytoskeleton; myosin complex.
AUGGUCAGCAAAAUGUUCCAGCAUGUGAGGACGGCUCACGAGGCGAAUAAAACUAUGAACAAACCAAACGGCAGAUUCGUCACCAUGAAACCAAGGACGCCGACCGUGUCUGCCAGAUUCCACGACAGUCUGCAGCAACUGUUGGACUCCAUGUCUCAAUGCAAUCCAUGGUUCGUCCGGUGCAUCAAGCCAAACACGGAGAAGGCGCCGAUGAAAUUCGACAUGCCGUGCGUGCUGGAGCAGUUACGUUACACGGGGAUGCUCGAGACGAUUCGCAUUCGGAAGACUGGCUACCCGGUUCGGCUUCUUUUCGGACACUUCGUGGACCGAUAUCGGUACCUCGUUUCCACGCAUCUGCCCAGAGGUGCGCCGAACAAGGAGCUCUGCCGCUUGAUUUUGGACAAAGCCGCGCCGAAGGACGCGCAGUCCCAGUAUCAGCUCGGACUCACCAGGGUGUUCCUGAGGGAAUCCCUGGAGAGAACUCUGGAGUACAACAGGGCGCUGAUUUUGGAGAGGGCAGCCAUAACCGUUCAGAGGUACACGAGAGGAUUCCUCGCGAGAAGAAGGUUCCUCAACAUCUCACGAAGCACGGUACUGAUCCAGGCUGUUUACCGCGGCUACCGCGAGAGGAAGAAGUUCAACGCGUUGAAGAGAGGCGUACUCAUGGCGCAGAAGAUGUACAGGGGGAAGAAGCAGCGUGAGAAGUUCAAGGUGCUGAAAGAGGAAAUGGCGAAGAGGGCGGAGAUCGAGCGUGCCAGUAAGGAACGAGCCAAAGCGAAGCAGCAGAGAGAGGAGCAGGAAAGGACCUCCAGAGCAGUGGCCGGUGUUAAUCAUUUAGAAAUUCCUGCUGAACUCGCUUUCAUUUACAGCAAACUCGACGAUUGGCAACCCACGCAUACAGAGAGGAAUCUUCUAAAGGUGGUCGGCCAAGUGAUACCCAUGCACCAUAAUUACGGUUUGCCGAACGACAUCGAUCAACAUCAGUUCUCCAAGUUCACCAACAUUUACUUCAAGAGCCACAUCUUCGGGAUGAAACGUGAACCGAUAAAGACACCGUUCCUGGCGAAAGCUCGCGACCAGGAUUACACCGACUCGUUGAUGAUCUUCAAAAUGAUCCUCCGUUUUAUGAACGAGAACAACCUGAGCGGCAAGAGGGAACAGGCAUUGGGCGAUUACAUCGUGAACAAGGGGAUCGUCAAUGAGAAACUGAGGGACGAGAUCCUCUGUCAGCUGGCCAAUCAAACGUGGAAGAACGAGAACGACGCUAACAAAGAGAGAGGCUGGCUACUGCUGUCCAACUGUUUGUCCGCCUUUCAACCCAGCUCCACUUUGUUCAAGUACUUCCUCAAGUACGUGUCCGAUCACGCAUACGACGGCUACAAAGCUUACUGCCAGAGGAAGCUUCUUCAGGGGGAGAGGACGAUAUUCAGGGUAACGAGCAACAAUCAGCAAAUCGUUCAUCACGUACCGAGGAACUAUCCGCCGUGCGUGUUGGAGUGGAGAGCGAACAGGAAUCGCGUGAACAUGGCUCUGAGCGUAGGAUUCUACGACGGCGAAACGGUGACCUGCGCAGUGGACUCUUGGACGACUUGCGAGGAAUUAGCCAACCUGGCUGUUCACAAUCACGGCGUCGAUAAUUCAGGAUGGACGAUCACUUUGUGGAAUCAACUGGACGGCCCAGACGCAAUCGUGACGGAAACUAAUGGUUUCGACUACGUUCUGGAUUUAAUUUCAGAGUUGGAACUAGCGCCAGCGUUCCCCGCUGCUAAACACAUGUUCCUCGAGCAACGAAAGAACAGUUUCCCCCCGAUCAAGAAGCGAGAACACGCGCACAUAAUUCGCGAGCUGGAGCAGGAAAUAGAGCCACCGGUUCUAAAAACGUUCCAGCCCCUCGAGCGGAAACCAGUAUCGAAGGUUAUGGACAAACCUGUCGAACCGGAAAUUCAAUCGCCCAGAAGACCGGCUGUUCCUCCGCCACAGCCACCAGUCGCCAAGCCAUCGAUGAGGAAACAGUCGCACGAAGCCAUAUUGGAGAGCACAACGGAGACCGGGCUGUCGCGGAAAUCCGCUCUGAACGACAGAUACUUCGAGAAAGAGAAGCAACGUAGCCGUAGCUUGGACAACCUACUUCAACCGGAAGUUGUGUCACCGCCGGUGAAGCUAGCGAAUCUUGGAUUAUCCUCGUCGAGAUUGAACGAACGGUAUCACAGCCUUGAAAGAAUCGGCGAGACAUCGGCGGUCAGUAACGUGGAGUACAUGACGAGAAACGAGAUCACGCAAGAGAGGAAGUACAGUAGAAUAACCAGGACAACGGAGCCGAACAUCGAGGAAGAGGAUCUAACGAUCGACUUCGAGUAUCCUGAUAUUCAGUCGGUCAGCCAAACCGGCAGAUCUGAGGAUGACAAGAGCAGUUACAUACGAUCACAGACUAGGUUCAUUAAAUCUCAAUAUCCCGGUAAACGAGCGCUGCCAGGCAGUCAGUCGAGCCGCGCCUACAUCGAGAAAAGCGAGUACGGCGUAAAAUCGUCGGCGAUGUCUGACACGAGCGAGGCACCAUCCCUGGCGUCGCACGUGAGACGAGUCAGGGUACCUAGUCAAGCGUCAGACGUGGAUCAGUUCCUGGACGAGUUGUUCAUGCCGGUUCUAGACGGGAAUUUGGACGAGUUGUCCGACGCGAGAAGCUUGGCAGCUAGCAUCAAGGGCACGAAGGACGACAGGUCUCUCCAGAGUGAUGCUAUAAUUGUUGAAAAUUUCGAGAGGGAACUCGAGCCGAAGACUGUGGAAGAUUUCAUCGAAACGAUGAUCAGAAGGAACGACACAAGAGAAAGUGACAUCCUGACGGCGAAAGAACUGUCCGAGAGGAUCAAAGGCGGUGGUAACAUGGACAUACCGAAUCAGAACGCGACUUUCAACUUUGGCGCCAUUACGCCGGGAAUGAUGUCACCGCCGAUGAUGAUGCCAAUGUUCAGUACACCGCAGCAAGUGCCACCGGCGCAGAGCACCAGCAUGAACAUGAGCGCCGGGUUCAUGCCGAUACCGAUUUACAGCAUGCAAGGGCUCAGCCUCCCUCAAUACACGAGUUCACCGCCCAGUCAGAAUAACGACAUGAUGGCCUAUCAGCAGAAUCUGCAACGUGCGUUCCUGCAGAGCGCCAUGGCGCAGAACAUACAGAUUCAACAGCAGCUACUCGCGCAGAACCAAGCUCUUCAACAGCUGCUCGUGCAGAGCCCUCAGAACUCGUCGCAGCAACCGGGCACGGUGUUGUCCGCAGGCCCCUCCAGUAUGAAUCUUGUCCCCUCAGCCCCUCAAAACGGUGCCCAAAUGGGGCCCAAUGAUUCUAUUGGACGCUACUCCAAGGUGUCGUUCCGAGAGCCGGAGGAUGGCGAACUUUGGUCGACGGAGAAACAAGGAACGCCGCAAUCGGCGACGAACAACCAGCGACAGGAGAUGACGGUGAAGGCCCAGAUUCAUCGGUCUCAAAGCCCGCCGCGAAAGAACUCGGAAAUCGUGAGGAAAACCAGCGUGGAGUACGCGGUGAGGAAGGUCAGCCUCGACAGGAAGGUCGGUGACAAGAAGUCACCGGGUGCCACCGAUGCAAAGAGAGUCAACCCCAGCAACAAAAGCAACGUGCAGAACAACUUCACGAACGUGCUGAGCGAGCUGAAAAAUCGCAAGAGCAGCGUGGACAGUAACCUGUCGAGUUCGAGUAACAACAAGGGUGGUGUGCCGCCCCCGCCCCCUAUGCCGCCGCCAUUGGAGUCGCACGACCCUUCGGAGUCGAGGCCUUUCCUCGAUCCUUACGGAAGAGCGAAGACCGUUCGAAUCGGCAAAUGGAGGUGGCCACCGCCGAGCGACUCGAACGAGAACCAAAGUCAGGACAGCUUCAUAGAGUUCAAAAUGAGGCAGCAGCAACAGCAGCGCAAGAUCACGCCUCAGUAUCAGGAGUACAAUCAGGGCGAGGGAGAGCCGAGCACGGAGGGCGGCGUCGAAUGGGAGGAAUUCGAGAUCGAGAACAUCGUGGAGAGCAACGAGAAGACGGUGGUGAAUCACGCGCCAGCUCCGGCCGCGAAACACGUGGAGAACGGAUACAAAGAGGAAGGGGAGAAGAAGAAGAAAAAGUCAAAGUCCGCGUUGGAAGUAGGGGCGCAGAGGCCAUCGCCAGGGAGUAUAGGGAAACUGAAGCUCAGUUCGGAAAUGAGACAACGAUUGGAAAAGGUGACGGCGAAUCACAGCGUUAGAUCUACGAAAACCACGGAGAAGCCUGCCCUGCCGCGCGAGGAUGGCAAAGUGAAACGUUUGGAGGACAACAGGAAACUUUUGCUCGAACAGCAGCUAGGAGGACGAUGGGACGAUUAUGCAUCCACGGCUGAUGACACGCAAAGCGUCACUUCGAAAGGCACGACCGACAUGAUGACUCAAGCGCAAGUUGUCAGAACGCAGAUCGAGAGAAUGGAGAGGCCUGUGCCACCUCCGCUUCCGGUCACACCUCCGCAACCCCCUAGUCCACGUGGUGGAAGCAUGUACAGCAAUAGCCAAUCGGGUGUACCGCAACCGAGAUCGCCCCCGGUCCCAAUCGAGCCGAAAACCCGAGAUUCCUUCAGAACGUCCCCCGACUCCGAGGCGUUCGACCACUUCUCCAAGACCCAACGCGACAUGUUCAGCCAGAGCAGGGACAUAUUCGCGUCCCAGCAGCACCUGAGAGAGAAUCACGAGUACAGAAACGACUUCGACAAGCCGCGAUCGCAGGACCAAAAGUCCAAGGACUUUUACGGGAAGGACAGCACGGAUCUGGCCAGCUCCGCCAGAGACAGGAGCUCCGACUUCGACUCUCGCCGCGACUUGAGCUCCGACAUCUUCGAUCCCAAGUACGCGAGAGACAUAUUCGAGAACACAAGCUCGAAGAGAGAUCCGUUCGGCAUGGCCAGGGACGUGUCGCCAAAGUCGAGGGACAGCUUCGGCAUGCCGUCGACGCGUGACUUUGGCCUGAUGCCGAACACGAGGGAAUCGUUCGCCGCUGCUCGUCAGAGCUUCAAGAAACUGGACCGCGACAUGGACAGAAGAUCCAGCGUCGCCUCGACCCAUCGCACCGACAAGAUGGAGAGGAUCGAGAUUGAAGAAUGGCCCGAGUUCCUCCGACCGGUGAUGCCACCGGCAGAGAAGCCAGAGAUAGAAAAGGUGCAGGAGGUCGUCAACACGAAGCUUUACCCUCAAACGUCCACGGCUCAUUUCACGUACAACAGGGUGACGUGGACGCUGAGGGUGAAGAAGGAGGUGUUCGCUCCCAACGAGACGUUGAACAGCCCUCUGGCGCUUCAUCUGGUGUUUUGUCAGGUGGCUUACGACGUUCUCGCCACGUCUAACAUCCGAAUCACGAAGGAGGACAGGCAGAACAUGCUCAAAAUGUUGGACAAUUACGGCAUCACCCUGGACAAUUUGCAGAGUACUCAGCACAAAAUCACGAUAAAGAAAAACGUCGUCGACAUGGCCAAACAAUGGCCGCUGUACUUUGCCAGGAUAUUCCCGGUAUCGAUCGGCCCGCAACACCCAGAAACCCAACACGUGGCGGUGUCUCAUCACGGCCUUCGGCUCAUAAAGCGUACACCAAACGGCGAUUUAGUCAUUUUGGAGACACUGCCGCUGGAGGAGAUUGUCUCAGUGAGUUCUCCGAGGGCUGGCGUGUGCGUGAUGCACAUCGCAUCGGGUGUCAGGCUACCCUUGCACACAAAUCGAGCGCCACAGCUAACGGAGAUGAUCGGCACUUACAUCAGAAUGGUGGAGCAGAAGCCGCUGCACAAGUCGAAUCAUCACGAGAAUCACGUGUCUCAGAUCACGAAAUCGAUCCAAUCGCAGGCGAAUCACAGCACGUCGAAUCACGUUCAAUCCCACGGCCAGGCUAAUCAUAUUAUCUCGAACCACGAGAACCACGUGUCCGUCGGUCGUGUGCCGAACCACGUGUCGGCGACAAACCAGACGAACCAUCAGAAAAACCAGCAGAACCAGCGGCUCAGCCCGAAUCAGGAAUGGCGGCAACCGGAAGACAACGGCAGAUUGCAAGAAGAUGGCAUCUACGAGAGCGGGCCGGUCGUCAACGACGGAAAACACUCUCUGCUGCAGUACGCCAUGCUCAACUUUAGACAAAGCACGGAGAAGUUUGAGAUGCUGAAGACAGCAGACGGAUCCAUCAGUGGAUCCCUUAAAGUAAUUGAAUCACUGAAGAGUAAAAAGAAGAAUAAGAAGAACAAAGGUCAACAGGAUGGUGCGGAAUGGACUUGGAAGGAACAAGUGGAUCUUGUAAAAUAUUCUCCUGUGCCAAUAGAACAGAGUCUUUUGAGACUUGACGGUGAUUUGAGUACCUUAGCAGUGGAAUGCUUUCUGUGUCUGAUGAGGUACAUGGGCGAUCAACCUUUGCCUCCAGAUACUAGCGAAGUAAAAUGCGUUUACACCAUUCUGAUGCAUUGUCACAAGUAUGAACUACUUCGUGAUGAAGUUUACUGUCAAUUGAUGAAACAAACUACAAACAACAAGAGCCCAAAUCCAGACAGUUGUCAACGUGGUUGGAGAAUCUUCAGCAUUGUUGCCGCUUACUUCACUUGCAGCGAUGGUCUAAGGCCUUAUCUAACUAAAUAUCUGGAAACUGCAGCUUAUGAUAAAAGAAGAGCUUACCAUGGAACAGCCACAGUAUGCUUGCAAAAUCUCAGGAAGACAGUUAAAUAUGGAGGAAGGAAAAACGUGCCAAGUGUGGAUGAAAUUAUGGCAAUUAGUGCGGGUAGGAAUGCAAAGAGGCAGAUUUACAGACUACCAGGUGGAACAGAAAGAGUUAUUAACACCAAAUGUACAACUGUCGUGCAGGAUGUUAUCGAAGAAAUGUGCAAUAUAAUAUCUGUAAGAAAUCCUCAUGAAAUGGAUGAAUUCUCGUUAUAUUGUAUCGUCGAUGGUGAUGCAUUUACGAUGCCCUUAGCCAGGGAUGAAUAUGUACUAGAUGUAACUACAGAAUUGCAUAAAAAUCAUCAAGUCUUCUACUUAAUAUUCUGCAGAUCUGUAUGGUAUUAUCCUCUCCGACUGGAUGCCCCAUUGUAUAUAGAAGUUGUGUUCAAUCAAAUUGCCCCAGAUUAUUUGGAGGGUCUUCUCUUAGUUUUACCUGGUGAACAUUUACCUCAAGAAGUCAUAUACGAUAUGGCACAAAUCGCGGCUCUUUUACAUAGGGCAGCGGAUAUGACCCAUGAACCAACAACGAAAGAAAUUAAGUACUUAUUACCGAAACCAGUACUUAGUUUGAGAGAACCACGACCGCAACAGUGGUCAAAUAUGGUCCAACAAGCAUGGAAUAACGUGCAACACAAUACAGUAGCUGCUUGUAAAGCACAAGUACUUGAGAUUUUAUGGAAGUGGCCAUUAUUUGGAUCUAGUUUCUUCGCCGUGAAAAGGGUGCCUGAAGGAAAAGAGAAGGGUGGUGAUCAUAUUUUGGCACUCAACAGGCAUGGAGUGCAUUUCAUUGAUUUAAUCACACACGAAACCCUAUAUCAUUAUCCUUACUCCGAGGUAAUAUCCACGAGAAAAGUGAAAUCCGAGGAAGGAAUCCUUUACCUUGAUAUGAAAUGCGGUAAUUUAAUGCAACAACGUAUCACCCGACUUCAGACUGAACAAGCUCACGAAAUUUCGCGAUUAAUUAGACAAUACAUUACCAUGGAACAAAGAGCCACCAAUGCUCAAGGUGCUGGCAUUGGGUUCGGCAUGAGAUAAAAUUCUCAGUCUGCAAGAGACAUGCAAUCCUUUGAUAUUGUCUAAACAAGAAACGAAUAGAUUGUAAAUAAAUAUUUAAGAAAAACGAUUUCGAAAUGAAGAAAGAGAUAUCUCUAAACAUCUUCGAAGAAAGUUUCAUCAGAAAAGAAAAAGUUCGAUAAUUGCUCAUGAUGUUACAAAGUUUCAAAGAAUUGUCAAUAAAAUUACUUUUAUUCUUUUCUUAUUUAUUUAUUCAAAGAGCGGACGAUUUGAUUAAAAUCGUGUAAGAAACCAAGCAAAUUGGUGUCUUUUGACUAGUGAAUACGUCCAAUUAGAAACAAGAACACAAAAUCAAGAGAAAUACAGCUCAUCUGACGAUAUUGUUAUAGAUAGAAUCAUCUUUCAAGUCGUGACAAGGUAUUUUUUUAUAUUUUUUCCUCAGUCUGAAAAAUACCUUUUUAUACGACUGCAUCAAAAAUAAGUCACAAACUCAUACCUCGAGAGAAGAGUAUCACUUUGAAUCGAACUAAAAACUAUAAACAGCAUUCCAAUGUUCAAAUCAUCGUUUCAUAAAAUAAUAAGACAAUUUAAUUACACAACAGUCUUAAGAAUGAGAAUUAAUUUUAUACAUACCGUUGAUAUAUUGAAGAGAGGGAAGAAAGAAAUGAAGAAGAGAAACGAAUGCUCAAAGUAUCUAAGCGAUUAUUCUCAACUCUGUAAAUACGCGUUUAGAAAUGUCUAGAGAAAGAGAGAACUGUGUGAAAAGCUGAACGAGAGAACGACGGUUCUGUAAAAUGAGAAACAUCGAGCCAGAAGCUUUUCAAUAAGAUUCAAUGACAGAACGCGUCGAUAUUCUCGAUGGCUGUUGCGUUUUCCGGUUGAUUUCUUUUUCUUUCAGUCCCAGUGAGGGCAAUUUUCUUUUCGUUUGUCUCAAAAUCGAGGAAAUUGUCGAUCAUCUUGAAUAAUGAGGAAAAUGAAUAACGUGUCACGACAUUGGAUAGGAUCGAUUUAUUUAUAUAAAAGUGUAUAAGAGAAAGAAACAAUACGGUAUACGUAAAAGUUAAUGUAAAUCCAUUUAAAUGCUAAUACCUUUAAUGAAUACGUUCUGAUGGAGACUAACAAACUGCGGUUACAUGUUUAUCACAAGGAGACAUUAUUAUUAAUAAUUGUACGUAUGCGUAUCGAUGUGAACGGAAAUGUUAAAAACUUUAUAUUAAAAGUUUCUACUUAUACAAAAAUUA